Molecule: messenger RNA, 1592 nt
Organism: Diatraea saccharalis (sugarcane borer)
Lineage: Eukaryota; Metazoa; Arthropoda; Insecta; Lepidoptera; Crambidae
Source: the annotation of a GenBank genome assembly
UCUUUAAACAGUAUUCCAAUUAAAAAGCAAAGUUUUCAAUGAAAAUGUAAUUAAUAUAAUUGUUUAUAUUCAAAUUAUGAUUUAUUGAAGUGUGUAUAUUUUUGUUUUGCAACAGAAUUUACGCAGUUUAUACAAUGGGGAAGCGUAGCAGAAUAGUGCAGUAUGUCGUGGCAGCAGCUGUGUCCUUGGCGUCAAUGACCUUGGGAGUGAUAUCAGCAUGGCCGACGCCUGUUAUAGCGAAGUUCCAUGCUAACGAAACGGGGACAUAUAUUUCUGAUAAAGAUAUAUCGUGGAUGUUGGCAAUGUCAUCUCCGGGAUUCAUAGCAGGGAGUGUUGCCACUCGUUAUAUAUCAGACCGGUACGGAAGACGAACAACAAUUUUAAGUAGUGCCAUCCCUAUGUCUCUGGGUACGAUACUAGUAGUUUUUUCCCUGAAGCCAUGGAUACUUUACAAAGCGAGAUUUCUGUGGGGAUGGGGUACAGGAAUGAUUGGAACUGUGGUGUCAAUGUAUUUAGCAGAAAUUGCCGACAAAGAUUUACGGGGCACCCUCUCGGUCGGGACUAGGUUCAUGUUCAAUUUCGGCACUCUACUCGCGAUUUCAGUUGGGCCGUUCCUCUCGUACCAUAUCUUUAAUAUUUCGAUACUAGUAUUACCGUUGAUAUACUUCCUGGCUUGUUGCUGGAUACCAGAGUCUCCGUACUAUUAUUUAAAAGAAGGAAGAGUGGAGGAAGCUCGAAGAGUUUUGACAAAACUAAGAAGCUAUAAAGAUAGUAAGGCGGUCGAGGACGAAUUACAGGUGAUGAAGUCGUCUGUGAGUAGUGAGAUGCAGCGUGACAGUUCAGUGAAAGAACUUCUUAUUGGUGAACAGUAUCGGAAGGCGGUCAUCAUCUCUGCCGGACUUAAGCUGACUCAGAUUAUGACAGGCGUGAUGACAGUGCAGCAAUACCUUGGCCGCAUCAUGCAGGACACAAAAACUGAUAUCAAACUAACAACUGUAUUCAUUAUAUUUGGAGCAGUGAGGUUCCUUAUUGGUAUAAUGUCUUCGAUUUUGGUUGAUCGAGUCGGAAGGCGAACUUUACUCAUAUUCUCCUUCUUCGGCACAGCCGUUUGUCACAUCAUGGUAGGAGGGUAUUUCUUCUGCCAGGAGGUUCUCAAAAUCGACCAGACUGUUUUAACUCCCUACGGAUAUGUAACAUUCUUAGGCAUACUUGGCUCUAGCAUAGUUUCCACACUCGGGUACACUUCGAUCAUAUUCGUGAUAUUCGGAGAAAUUUUCCCCAUGAAUAUAAAAGCCGUUGCUAUGAGUUCUAUAAGUAUUUACGGCGGUAUAUUAGGUUUCAUUAUAGCUAAAGGUUACCAAGAAUUGAAAGAUUUGAUUGGAAUGUGUGGAGUGUUUGGAAUCUUUGCUUUGGUUGCGAUCAUUGGUGCUGUAUUCACUAUUGGUUUUGUACCGGAAACGAAAGGGAAGAGUUUGAGGGAAAUACAGAUUAUGUUACAAGGUGACAUUUAUAAUGACACGGAAGAAGUCACUAGCAAUAAUGAUAAGAAUACUGAAUUGCAAGAACUGAAGAGAGAAAGUAGUCGAUUGUGA